Messenger RNA from Juglans microcarpa x Juglans regia, 1203 nucleotides. RefSeq names its product proton pump-interactor BIP131-like. NCBI's taxonomy places the organism in Eukaryota, Viridiplantae, Streptophyta, Magnoliopsida, Fagales, Juglandaceae. The coding region runs from base 1 to 1203 and encodes 400 amino acids. The transcript has 7 exons. The record is from RefSeq and is a predicted model, not a curated record.
AUGGAGGAGGAAUUAAGACCUUAUAAUGUCACCCAAGUGCCUCCAGUAAUCGAGACCGAAGACAUCCAGUUGGAAAAAUAUACAAUAGAAAAGGAAAAUCAGGGGUCAGAACUUGAUGUGCGAAUAGGUAAUGUUCUUGAAGAAGCGCUGCAUGUUACCAAUAUCAAAGUCUAUUUUGUCAAGUUAUGGCCAAAUUUGGAAGCCAGAAUCAGAGAGGCUGAAAAGCUCAUCGAAAAGUUUAACCAAGAUCUUUCUGACAUCUCCAGGAAAUUGGAAGAAAGAACGCGCAAUCAAAGAGAACUGAUUUAUAGGCUUAAAUGGCUUAACUAUGACGAUGAACGUUAUAGAGUGAGUCUGACCCUCAAGAGAGAGGAAUUGAAUUGUCUUCAACUCACUCUGGACAAGUUAUGUUUCGCAAAUAAUGCAUACCGAGUGAGACCCAUCAAAUCGCGUGCUUCGAAAGGAGGAGAGCUUGAUAUCCAUAAAUUGCAUUUUCGGGUGCUGCAUGGAAGGAACAAUUUGGCUGUGGAAAAGCAACUAAUAAAAGAAAUAAAUGGAAGCCAACAGAAAACUAUCAGUUCAUCAUGUUUCCCAUUGAAGGAGCUUAAAGAUGCUAUAUUCGCGUUUCAUUGCAAUGAACGGUGGACGUUGGGGUGGCCGUCCAGGGAACCCAAAGGGGAUCGUGCAGAGCAGAUCGAAAGUGAAAGAAAGGAGCUUUUUUGUUUGAAAGAGAGAGCCAUUGCCAAUGCUCCUGUCAAAGGAAAACUUUGGAAUUCUCUGGGUUCAAAACAAGCCAUACAAGAUCAAGUUAAUGUUAGACGUACGGAAUUAAAUGAGGCAAAGAAAAACUUAUUGCCUGUCAGGGCUAAAGCCAAGCAUGCUCAGAAAGAACUGGAGAAAAUUGAAAAAGAUAUAGAACUUGGCACGGAAGGCUCAGGUUAUUACCAAUACCAGUCUCUAAUUGAAAAUGGCAGAAAGCUUACUAGAAAGAAAGAUGUAGCUGCCCUUGAGGAAUUGUCCCGAGAACAGGUGGAUAGAUUUACGUCCCAAUGGAAUUCCAAUAAAGCUUUCAGGAAUGAAUACGAAAAAAGAUUUUAUCAUCACUUAGACGGUCUACAACCGAGUGAGGAACAACAGAUGAGGAACUCUGGAAUGAAACCACUUGUUUCAGAUGGUCUGGAAAACAUCAAAACAGAGCAAUGA